Messenger RNA from Caenorhabditis auriculariae, 5932 nucleotides. NCBI's taxonomy places the organism in Eukaryota, Metazoa, Nematoda, Chromadorea, Rhabditida, Rhabditidae. The record is from the annotation of a GenBank genome assembly.
AUGACCAGAAAUUCUCAUUUUGUUCAGUCGAAUCGAUGCUACCCUGCGGUUCUGAACUUAGUUUUCUUCUGUUUGAAAGUUUCUGUUCAGAACUUUCCUGGUAGGAAAAUUUAAAAUGUCUUCUGGAACUCUUCCAAUUGACUUCCGAUUUUUUGAAUUGUGAAACGCGAAUGUCUUUUACUUGUCUAUCAGUUUUAAUUCGUUUCUGUUUCAGAUAGGAAUGAUUGGCUGUCGUGCAUUAGUUUCAACAUCGUCGUCGUCAGUUUUGUGUCAAGCAAGACGCUCUUUGGCCAACCAGUUCGACCCUCUCGGCCAAAAAAACUCGCUCAGAAGGUUUUUUUCUUUAUUUUUUGGGCUUAUUUUGAAAUUAGGAUAUAAUUCAUGUAUGAAAGUAAGGAGAAAUCGUUGCAAAAAUUAGAAUUUCAUGCACAUGGACAAAAAAAAUAUCACCGAGUCUUUUUCGUUAGUUAGUAAGAGGUGCAAAAACACUCGAAAUACUUUUUUUUUGAAUUUGAAGGUGAGCGAAAUUUGAUUUCCAUUAUUUAAUCGUUUUUUGGAUUGAAAAAUAUAACCCUUUUUUGCGGUCAGGGAAUGGUUUCAGAAAAGUCAAUAACCAAAAGAAACGGUCGGAAGAAGUUUAUCCAAUGCGAAACCAAUAAUGUAACACAGCCUUACUAUUAAAUAAAAACUGAAAAAGAUAUAAUUUUUUUCUUAAUUUUAUCAUCUUGAGACUUUUUGAGCGUCUUCUUAUCAUUAUUUUUUUAUAAAAUAAUCCUCACUCUCCACGCAUAAAUAUUUUAUAACUUCUACAACAUAAAAGUUCGAGAUCAGUCAUAAAUAAAAGAAAAUGGAAACAUUUGAAAUGAAUUAAGAAAAAAUUGUCAGUUUUAGAAACGGGAAACCGAAAGUGGAACUCAGUACGCGACGACGCAGGACCACAAGAAAACCGUCCAAGAUUCGCGGUUUCAAGGCGCCGCUGAUGCUGGUCAUUUUUUUUUCAUUACAAACUUUGAAUUGAAAUAUUGAAAUAGUGAUAUUUUCCCAUUGAACUUUUUUCAGAUUCCGGCCAAACUCCAACGAAAUGGCAGCGAAGAUUUUUGGUCAUCACCCGGCUCUACAAAUCACAGGCUGAUAUUCCGACUUAUGUCCAGUUGGUUUUAUUUUUCUUUGCAUAGUUUUUUCACUAAUUCUUUAAAAUUCAGCUUUUCAUUGCCAGGGGGGUUUCAUGAUUAAAAUUGUAGAAGAACCAGAAAAAGACCUAUUUUCAGCUUUUCUUCUCACGAAUUUCGGUCUUUAUCGAAAAUGCAAGUGAUCUGCUUUUCCAAAAAGUAGAUUAAAGAAUAUUUCUGUACUUCGAUCAGGUUAUUUUUUAGUAUUUCUUGCAACUUUCAAAUUUAUUCAGUAUACAUAGAACAUUCUCUGCUUAAUAAUAGAAUAAUUAAAGUUUUUUUCACCGGUUCACGAAACUGUCGUUGAUCAAGAUCGGCGUGUAGAUCAUCUCCCCUGCUUUUCUUGUGGAGAUGAUAAUCCAAAGUUGUCGCGAAAAUUUUAGGCUUUUUAGAAGCUUAUAGAAGACAUUUGAUGAAAUAUCCCAAUUUAUUAUUCCGAGAUGCUAAACAAUGCUGGAAAUAUUGCACCAGGCACCUAGGGACUUUAUAAAGUGAACAAAACUGCUCUUACUGUGCCUCAAAAUCCCCCAUUUCGCAGCAACGGAACGAUGAACCGAAUGCACGAUCGGAUGCGCGUCGUCUUCAUUGUCGUCGCGACUUCCGUCUUCUUCACGAUCUUUUUCAUCAGCGAAAGGCUCAAUUUCGCGAGAAUCGACCGUGACCGAAAGGCCGGCGUCGUCGUCACCAAAAUGUAAAUCGCUCACGAUUUCCUCAUCCCACUAGAACCUUUAUUCUUGUAAAUUACCCCUUUCUUCCGUUAUUUUCAUUUGUACAGGUAAUUGUUAAUAAAUUAUUAGAUCCAUUAUUGUCUUUUAUCCUUGUUUUUGUACAAAUCCUUUCAAGGACGGCUAUAUCUUUUUUAUUGUUGAAAAUAGAAAUAGUGUUAAUUUUUGACAGAAACACUAUGGGCAUCUUUCGGAAAGUUUUGAUGUCAGCGGCCGGCGUCCAAGAACCGCCAGAGGUCGGUUGCAAGCGUUUUCAAAACGUGACAUCUUUAAUUGAUCAAUUUUCAGUUGCCAAAGAAAGGCUCUUACGAGUGGAAAAAGCAAAAUCUGUCGGCUGAACAAUUGGCCCGAACAAUGGACAAUCAGGAUAGAUAUAGUGGGGUGAGAGUUUUUUUCAAGUUUUUUGCUUCCUGUGUUCUUCCUUUGUCACUAUCCAGAUUGUGACAAUAUUAGAAUAAAGUCCUCACUUUAUUAGAAAGAAAGUGUGUUGACAGGUUUUUGUUUCAAGCUAAUUGUGAACGGCGUUUAAAAUGGAUCAAAAAAGAUAAGCUAAGAAUAUUUAUUUGAGAUUACUCAGUAUUAAUUUACGAAAAAAAUGAUAAAAAUAUAAGCUAUACAUUCAAAUGUGUGGAAUAAAAGAGAAACGAAAAAAAAUUCUUCUUCAUAACAAGCGUUUUCAACUUUUUUGUAACAAUAAUUAGUGAUUUUCACAUUUCAAAAACCAAAAAUGACGGAGUAGCCUUGAACAUUUAUCAUGUAGAAGUUCUCAUUGUUCCAAUUAGGAAAAAUUAUCGAAAAAGCUAAUGUAAAAUGAAAAAAAAAACAGGAGUCUGAACUGAUUUCGUUCACAUGGCCGACGUAUUUUGCCAAAUGGUGGUGAAACUUUUCAAAUUCAUUUUUCUUAAGCCCAUUCUUCCUGUCUUUAAAAAAUUAUUUUUCCCAAACUCCAAGUUUAUAGCGCGAACUUCUCAAAAAGCUUCAAUUUCUAGGUGCCAGCGAUCCCGACAGACAUUGCCUAUUCGCCUGGCAAGGAAAUCGGCGGACAUAAGAAAUCGGGAGUUCUGAGCAACGCGACGAGCAAUCCCGGCGUCAUCAUCGGCUUGGGUCUCACGACAGCCGCUCUUCUCGGCAUGUUCAGGUACAAGACUUUUCACGAAAAAAUAGCUCAGAUCUGACCACUGCUCACAAAAAACCGUAGCAUUUCACAAUUUCGAACAUAAUUAAUAUUGAUUGUUGACUUUCAUCUCUCAUUAAGUUUCUUUAGAAUUAUUUUGAGAAAAAAACAAGGAUUAAUUAGCCUUGUUUGAGAGUCAUGAACUCGUCUGCGCGUUGGAUUUCUCUACUCGACCGACCGAAUCGGAUCGCAUCGCGACAGAUGAGAAAAGUACAGAAACCACCCGAAGAAGCGACGGAAACGAUUCCCGACGCUCAGUUCCAAAAGGCGCUCUCCGUUGAGGAGGAAAACAGAGAAGUGCAGGAAAAGCUUAUUGAAAACGUUGAUUUGGUGCCUUCUGAAAGCGCCCAAACUUCUCCGGUCACGCCGAAAAUGAUUGCCGAAGCUUCGAAAUUGAAAAAAGAAACAGGAAAAGCGACUUUCCGUGAGAUCAGUUACGAUGGAGACGAAUUCGCCAGUUCUUCUUUUGACCAGCCUCCUUCUCCUGAAAAUCCGCACAAAUUCGACGCCAGCCAACUUCCACCCGUCCAUUCCCACAGCUUGACGCCUUUCGUCAACCAUUUCCCUCUUUUGCGGACACUCAUCGAUCUAGGAGUUGAUCUUUUCGAGAUCGAGACGACUACCAACGUCGGCCGUCACUUGCUGAAGCUUCAACCCAACGAAGUCAAGGAGAAGUUGAACUGGCUCGAGUCGAUCGGCUUCGAAGCUGCGGAUAUUGGCGAAUAUCUCACCAGGAACCCGUACUUUCUGCUUCAAGAACUCAAGGAUAUGAAGAUCCGCACCAAUUAUCUCGAGGUGAAGAAAUUCACUCCCACAGAAGUCAAAACGGUCGUGAAGGGCUAUAGAUUCUGGCUGAACUGCGAAGUCGAGUUGAUCGAUUCCCGUCUGGGCUGGAUCCAAAAGGAAUUCAGGCUGAAGGCGAAAGAAGUCCGCGAACUGAUUGUGAAGGAGCCGCGGAUCGUCAUGUUUGGGAUUGGUCCACUUCAGAGGAUGCUCCAGAUGCUGGGAAAGGAACUUCUCUUCAGUCACCAAGAAGUCAAAAGGAUUCUCUUCACUGACCCGAGAGUCUUCAUGAUGGAUCCAAAGGCCGUUCUGAGGAACUACCGGUACUUGAUUGGCGUCAUGAAAAUGUCCAACGCGACCAUCUCUACUCAUCCGAUUUCUUUGAGAUCGAAUUACAGCUCGAUCCGCACAAGACACGAGUUUCUGAAGAAGUUGGGACGGGCGAAUUAUGAAUCAGCGGAUGGAACUAAUCUGGACGCCGACUGCGACGUCAUCAAGCUGGAGACGUUCUUCGACUCUUCAGACAGAAACUUUGCCAUUUCCGCUGCCAGAACCUAUCCCGUCGCCUACGAUGACUACCUUCGGAACUGUUAGAUGAUUUCAUAAUUUUAUUUUGUUAAAUUUGUUAAUUUGUUAUCUUUUGCGGGUGUAAAGUUUCAAUUGUACAAAAGUUUUUCCACCUUGAUACUCCCUGAUAGUUAGUUCAUUUACUGUUCUCUUUAGAUUCAAGCCAGAAAUUUGAAAUUUAUACAAUUGCUCCCAUUAACUUAAAUAAUAUUGUUCUUGUUCACUUUCUGAGGUAAAAAAAUUUUUUUCGAUAAUGUUUAUUUUAUGAGUUUUUUUAAAAAAGAAGAAGAGAAUAUAAAUGUAUCAAAAACUUGAUAUUAACGAAUUGCUUUGUGGUAUUUGGAGGUUAUAUAACUUUUGGUCCGCUAAUUUUAUUUUGAAAACUCUGGAAAAAAAUUUUUGAGUAAAUUUUCGAGGCUUUUGUGCUUUUUUAUUGUUUUGCUCAAACGGCUUAUGAAUAUAUAUACUUUCUUCAAGUGGAAACAUUUAAAACUGUAUUGUCAAAAUAUUUGUAUUGCAUGCGCUGUUUGAUGGAAACAAACAUUUCGUGUUAAUAGGCGAGAGGUGCAUUUUAAAUUUUGGCAAAGGCCGAAGCGACGUCGGCCGUGACCCCUGAACGUGUGUUUCUUGUAGGCGGGCCUUUGGCGACCAAAGAACCAACGAUUGCGAACCACUGACCCUUCAUUAUGGAUUCUUUGUCCCUUUCCCAGUCCUUCCACGGCGAUUCUUCUUGUUUACCGAUUCAUUAUCGAACGUUCUUCUUGAGGCAGAUUCCGUUCUCUGAUGAUUGUUUUGUUGGUUCUUGGAGUUUUCAUCUUCUUUUUUUUGCUUAUGUUUUUGCUUCCUCUGAAAGCUUUCUGAGCCCGGAUUUUCGCUUUUGGAUAAAUUUAGCUUUUUAUCAGUUUUUUAAACAUUCAAAAAACGGUUUAAUUCGUGUAUUUCGAAAUAUUUCUCUUAAGUUUUUUGAGAAAAAGAUUGUGAGCAGUGGCAGGUGUUUUGUAAAUAUUCGUGAGCCAACAAAAAAAUAGUAUUUUUUUUCGAAUGCAUAAAAAGUUAAAAAAAUAAUCAUUCCACUUCAAAAAGUGAAAAAGUCUUAGUUUUUUUGUUGUGUCAGUAAAAAAAUAAUAUGUUGUAUAUUGCUAUUUUUUUAGAUUCUUGUUUUUCAAAUUUAAAAAAAUAUUUAAUCUUCGAAAAAAAUCUUGCCGUUAAAAAGGCCAAAAAAAUAUCUAUCAUAUCUAAAUAUCUAGCUCCGCGAGGUUUUUUUCUCAGAAACUUAUAAAAAAACUUUUUCGAUUUUUUUGUAUCUAGAUGUUGAUGCUUUAAAAAAAAACUGAGAGUCGAAUGUCGAUUUUUCCGGAAAAUUCAGAUCGUCGUUCCUCGGCGACAAACUCGGCGCUCAGAAAAUGAUGCAGUAUCGCAUCAUGGCGCAGUUUUUCACAGUGACGGCCCUCGUCGCAGGUGUCACCAUAUUUGGAGCGACCUACGAAGACGAAAAACAGCCUGCUCAUAAUUGA